Messenger RNA from Babesia bigemina, 2541 nucleotides. RefSeq names its product ABC transporter family protein, putative. The coding region runs from base 1 to 2541 and encodes 846 amino acids. The record is from RefSeq and is a predicted model, not a curated record. Gene Ontology annotation, biological process: transmembrane transport. The transcript has 10 exons. Gene Ontology annotation, molecular function: ATP hydrolysis activity; ABC-type transporter activity; ATP binding. Gene Ontology annotation, cellular component: membrane. Lineage: Eukaryota; Apicomplexa; Aconoidasida; Piroplasmida; Babesiidae.
AUGGGGAAGUGUCCUGUUACCGGCCACGGCAAGUCGAUGGAAGACGACGAUGCCUUCCGGGUCAACGUCGAGGAAGAUGUCAAGAGGGCCACGGCGAAGGAUGUCAUUGCGUUGAUGCAACCGUUCUACUGGCCCGGAAACCCCGGCGACAGCGCGCACAAGGUGUUCAUGCUGCGGUUGUUCGUCAUCCUGGCGAUCGUCUCGCUGUUCUUCGGCAAGGCCUGCAACCUGCUGGCGCCAUACUACAUGGGCCAGGUGAUCACCGCGUUGGGCAAGGGCGACAAGUCGUUAGCGCUUAAGGAUCUGCUGCUGAUGGCGAUCCUCUUCCUGGGCGGCACCACCUUCGACGAGACGAGAAACCUGUUAUUCAGCUACGUGCAGUGCCAGGGGCUGACCACUCUGGCCCUGAAGUUCUACAGCCACCUGCACACGAUGGACUACCAGUGGUUUGUGGAGACCAAGAGCGGGCAGAUGAUCCGCUGCAUGACCCGUGGCCUCGAGUCGAUGCGCGAAUUGACUCGCUUCGGCGUGCUGCUCAUGGUGCCAACGAUGUUGGAGGCGGUGUCCGUCUGCGUGCUCUUCGCCGUCUACUUCCGGGAGGUGUGGCUGGUGGUGACGCUGGUGGUCGGGUUGACCCUGUACAUCGUUGUGACCAUCCUGACCACCAACUGGCGCAACAAGACCCGUGCAGCGGAGGCGCAGAGGGACGACGAAAUGCACAACGUGGCGAACGACGGCAUGAACAACUUCGAGACCGUGAAGUACUACACCAACGAGUCACACGAGGUCGCGCAGUACACCUCAGUCGUGCGCAAGCACCAGAGGUGCCAGUGGCUCGUGCUCUCCAGCCUGAGCAUGCUGAACAUGUCGCAGGAGGUGAUGAAGCAAGCGACCAUCGGCCUGUGCCUGCUCUUCGGAGUGCUGGCCGCGUCCAGCGGCCGCAUGAGCAUUGGAGACGUCGUGUCGAUCCAGACCUAUCUCUUCUACCUCUACCGCCCGCUGUACAUGCUGGGCACCAUGUACGCCAUGAUCUGCCGUGCGAUGGCCGGCAUCCAGAGUGCCGCCAACAUGAUGCAGUGCAAGCCCGCCGUAGUGGACCGCGAGGACGCCGUCACGCUCGAUCUGGACGUGACCAGCUCUAGCGACGUGCCGAUGAUCGAGUUCAAGGACGUGUCCUUCAGUUUCCCCGAGCGCCGGGGAACGCAGCCCAAGGUGGUUCUGCGCAACAUCAGCUUCUCGGUGCCCAAGGGGCACUCGCUGGCCAUCGUCGGCCCGACUGGCACCGGCAAGACCACCCUGAGCCUGCUGCUGUGCCGCCUCUACGACCGCACCAGCGGCCAGAUUCUGGUCAACGGCAUGGACGUCACGGCGGUGACCCAGGAGAGCCUGCGCCGCAACAUCGGCGUGGUGUCGCAGAACACCGCGAUGUUCCACGCCACGCUGCGCGACAACAUCCGAUACGCCAAGCUCGACGCCACGGACGAGGAGGUAUACGAGGCGCUCCGUCGCGCGAGCUUCCUGGACCGCGUCAUGGCGAUGCCGGACAGGCUCGACACCGUGGUGGGAGAGAAGGGCAUGCGCCUCUCCGGCGGCGAGAAGCAGCGCGUCAGCAUCGCGCGCUGCUUCCUCAAGGACCCGCCGAUCAUCGUAUUGGACGAGGCCACCAGUGCGCUGGACUCCAAGACAGAGUCUGAGAUCCAGUCCACCCUGCGGCUGCUGUUCCACAACCGCACGGUGCUCACCAUCGCCCACCGACUGAGCACCACCGUCGACUGCGACUGCAUCAUGUACAUGGAGAACGGCGAGGUCAAGGAGCUGGGCUCGCACGGGGGUACAAGUCCCUGUGGGAAGCCCAUAAGUAAAAUGUCCGCUUUGCACAACCUCGUGCAAUCCGACAACCAUAACGGCCUGGAGCGCGUGCUCGAGGGCGCGCUUCGCAUACGGCGCCGCUCCGACCCCUACGCGACGGUGCUGCUUCCGGACUUCGUAGACAAGCGCGAUUCGCACGGAAGGACGGCGCUGCAUCUGGCAGCCCAUAAGGGCCGCGUCGCUUGCGUCCGACUGCUGCUGCGCUACGGCGCCUCGGCGCAGGCCAACGCGCGGGAUUCCACCACGGCUCUGCACUUUGCAUCGCAAAACGGGCACCACGAGGUCGUUCGCGAGCUAUUGCGAGCAGGCGCACGUGUCAACCCUAAAACGUCUACGGCCUGGAUGACACCUCUGCAUCUCGCGCUGUCUAAAGGUUACGCCGAGCUCGCCGCGGAACUCAUCGAACGCGGCGCCGUGCAAAAACACAACGCGAAGGGAAAGCUUCCGUUCGACCUAGCGACGGAGCCCACCCUGUCCCGCUUGCAAGAGCUGCUCGGCACGGAGCGUUUCGAAAGCCUGCGAGACAACGUCACGGACACCCCAAAAGAGGUUAAGCCGCCAGUACCCUUCUACAAUCGCAAGAAAAAACAAAAGGCGCCUCCCGCAGAGGCGAAAACCGACGCGAAACCUGACACAUCAGCGGAUGCCCAGGACGAAGCGAAUCCAGCGUAG